Molecule: messenger RNA, 3079 nt
Organism: Fundulus heteroclitus (mummichog)
Lineage: Eukaryota; Metazoa; Chordata; Actinopteri; Cyprinodontiformes; Fundulidae
Product: sterol 26-hydroxylase, mitochondrial-like
Exons: 9
Coding region: 78-1631 (517 amino acids)
Biological process (GO): cholesterol metabolic process; cellular response to peptide hormone stimulus; glucocorticoid biosynthetic process
Cellular component (GO): mitochondrial inner membrane
Molecular function (GO): heme binding; oxidoreductase activity, acting on paired donors, with incorporation or reduction of molecular oxygen; monooxygenase activity
Source: RefSeq, a predicted model, not a curated record
GCACGGCUUGGCCCCUCCCUGCUCCCUGAGCAACUUGGAUGUAACAGGAGCCGUGUGUUUUCCAUUCGGCUCCUGCAAUGGCUGCGUGCUUGUCGCGAAGAUCGCUGUCAGGGAAAUCCAUCUGGCUGUCGCCCUCGAGCCCCACUUUAAAAAGCCAUGUGUGCAGCAGGAAGGUGGGCAGGGGCCCCUCUGCUCCCGGGGCCCUCUCCGCCCUGCAGGACAAGCCUCGGACGGUGGAGGACCUCCCUCGCGUCAGCUUCUUGGAGAUGGUGUACAGGAUGGUGUUUCAGGGUUACCACAACCGUCUGCACGAGCUGCAGCUCUAUGAGAAGCAGCUGUAUGGACCCAUCUACCGAAGCGGACUCCAGUCGGUGUCGGUGAACUCCCCUCAGCUGCUGGAGGAACUCAUGAGGAAGGAUGAGAAGUUUCCCUCCAGAGGAGACAUGACUCUGUGGACCGAGUACCGCGAUAUGAGAGGAUUUGGCUACGGGCCCUUCACAGAGGAAGGAGAACGCUGGUACAAACUGAGGGCGGUUCUCAACAAGCGGAUGCUCCAUCCCAGGGAUUCUGCUCAGUACUCUGGAGUGAUCAACGACGUGGUUUCAGACUUCGUAAAAAGGAUCAACCAUCUACGUGAAGCCAGCCCAACAGGGGAUCUCGUCACUGACAUUUCCAACAAGCUGUAUCUGUUUUCACUGGAAGGUAUUGCCUCCAUACUGUUUGAGACAAGGCUGGGCUGUCUGGAAGAGGAGAUCCCUGCUGGCACCCAAGAAUUCAUCAACUCCAUCGCUCAGAUGUUCUCCUACAGCAUGGCUGUGGUGAUGAGUCCCAAGUGGAGCCGCAGCCUGCUGCCGUUCUGGGGACGCUACAUCGCCGGCUGGGAAGGCAUCUUUGGCUUUGCUAAAACGUUAAUCGACAAGAAGAUGGAGGACAUUCAGCAGCGGGUGGACAAUAACCAGGAUGUGGAGGGUGAAUAUCUAACGUACCUCCUGUCAAACACCCAGAUGAGCACUAAAGACGUCUACGGCAGCAUCGCUGAGCUUCUCUUAGCCGGAGUGGACACGACCUCCAACACCCUCACAUGGGCUUUGUACCAGCUGUCAAGGAACCCAGACAUCCAGGACAGACUUUAUGAAGAAGUUUCCACGUUGGUACCAGCGGACCGAAUCCCCUCCGCUGCUGAAGUCACUCGGAUGCCGUUUUUACGAGCUGUGAUCAAGGAAACUCUUAGGAUGUACCCCGUGGUUCCUAUGAAUGCAAGGAUUAUAUCAGAAAAACCCUUUUCUGUUGGUGGAUAUCAGUUUCCAAAGAAAACUGCAUUCACGUUCUGCCACUAUGCCAUCAGUCAUGAUGAGAGCGUCUUUCCUGAGUCGUUCAGAUUCAAGCCGGAGAGGUGGCUCCGUGACGGCCGCCCGAGGCCGAACCCCUUUGGCUCCAUCCCGUUUGGCUACGGAGUUCGAGGCUGCGUUGGCCGCAGGAUUGCAGAACUUGAGAUGUAUUUAGUUCUGUUCCGGCUUAUUCAGCGGUUUGAAGUCAAACCGGACCCGACAACCGGGGAGCUGAAAAGCAUCAAUCGUACCGUUCUGGUUCCAGACAAACAGCUGGACCUGCAUUUUGUGGACAGAGUAUGAAGAAACUGGCACUUGACGGACUCUUACGCACCGGGUCGACUGAGCUACACGGACUCUGUCAUCAGAAAAAUGCAAAAGCUGCAGAACAAAACUGUUUUUUUUUUUCAUUUAGUAUUAUAACGCACCUGAGCAGAACCGUCACAUUUACUGGUUUUACUAUCAUCUGUUUCAUGUAACGAGCUUCUGUGGACGACCAAUCACGUAGGCUUUUAUAUGAUUUAUGAAUAAAAUGUUUUAUUAAUAAUAGUUUUAUUUAGCGGAAUGCUAAAUAAACAAUGUUUAAAAGCCGCGUUUAUGGUUUCCAUCUUGCUACACAAGCUUCCUCACAGCUGCAGCUUGACAGCGAUGGAAGCUGAGAUAGAGGUGAAGCCACAUCAGAGGAGAUCUUUACGCUGAUAGGAGCUCUGUUUUUAUCCCAGUGAGCUCAGGAGACUAAAAUAUGUGGAACUGAUUUUGAAGAUUACUGCGGACCUGUCUGGUUUUACAUAACCAGCCAGCUGUGCACCAUCAGAUCAGGAAGGAAAUGGGACUCCUCACUAUCACAGGUAGAUCUCAUGACGUCUUUCUAAGAGGCUGCAAGCCGGAAAGUGGGAUUUCUUUGAAUGGGUUAUCUCAUUCCCAUACAGAAGCAGAAUAAAUGCUGCGGGUAUGGAGGGGGUAGAUCUCGAUCCAUAGAUGCUAGCAGACUCAGACCUGAAUUUAACCAAUCACACCCAUAUCCAGUGAAUGGCUCGUUACCAGGCCUCUGCAGAGCUAACUUACCUGCUGAUGAGGGAAAGCUGCCAUUGAUUGAUGCAUCUAAAAGUUGCAGGAUAGUUGCUCUCGAGGAUUGGAGUUGGGUACCCCUGUUCUUGAUCUUUCCCCUUUUCAACACACCUGACUGAAAUGAACAUGCGGUUAGCAGGCCCCUGUAGGACAUGGUGACAGUCUGUGGAGAUAAUUCAACUAUUUAAUUCAGGUGUUAUAGGAAGACUGGAACUGGACAUCUCUGCGGGACUCUGGACCAAACCAACUGUGUUCAGCUGUCUGCAGGAGAAAAUAGUCCGUUAGGGGGGAAGUCACACAUGCAGAUACGUCUUCAGGUAAUACAGCAGACCUGAGAGAUCCAUCAUCCAACCACUGAUUAAACAGAGCGACUGCACCAAAAUCCACUUCGAGGGCCGGCUUCCUGUAACAUGAAGAUGUAUACCUGGUCCAGGACCCUUGAAUCACCUCAGCAGCAUUCGGUCAUCUUCUGCAAAGUCAAACGUCUAUAAGGACGGACACGUCUUAAAGCUGCAGGACAUCAGCCAACAAGGACUGAAAUAUGAGGGCCCUAAUCUGGUGUGUAUCACGCUUGCAGCUAACAGUCUUCUGAGAUUCACUCUGUUGUAGCUAAAAAUCACAUUUUCUGUCAAACUGUUUUAUAUUUCUUAUCAUUUUUUAAUUAAAUAAAUGGGAACAAAAUG